CCAUUCUGCAAGCCUUUAUCACCAACAAACGAUACAAGUCCAAUUAAGCUUGCCAAGAAAACGCGCACUAACAAGCCCUGUCUAUAGUUCAACAUAAUUUCUUGAAGAGACAAACGAUAUUUUAGCGCAUAAAACUUCUUUUACAACAAAUCUUCACGUAAGUUACUUGAUUAUUUUGAUGGGAUUUGAUGAGAGACCAUACUGAUGCAACUUGACAGUAAUCUAACCUAAAAUCUACUGUGUAUUCAAAACACCCUUGUCAUAUAGUCUGGUGAAUAAUUGGUGCAUAGAAUACAAGCAUUGAUUGUUACAAUGAUAAAUAAAUAUAUUCAACACAAAUUUUCAAAAAGUUAUGACUCCGCACUUAAGUCAAAUUUAAAUGAAUUUCAAGUACUUUCACAUGCCAAACUUUGAAAAAUACGUUAAAUAAAAAAAAAUAAGAAACUAGUUCAAUUAUAAUUCUUUGUAAUCUUUUGAUAAAGUAACGAAUCAGAAAAUAUCGCCGUUUUUAAAAAUCCCGCGCACACUGACAGGCGAUAUUAUCACGAGAGAGACGAGAACUAACCUUCGCAACAUAUAUAUAUAUUAAUUAUCACACAAAGCACAAGCACAACUGUAGGUGCAGUAGGCGACGAUUGACGAGGCAGACCGGCCCAAAAAACCGUCUGUAAAUCCACGAUCAAUAGACAACAUCCAGAGUUCCAAAAACAAUCGAUCACAGCUUAUUCGAACAUACGAGCGGCGCAGUUCACUGCAACAAAAGACGUAUAAGUAAUCGCAUCAACGAAAAAGUGUCAUCAUCCAUCUAGAGCCCAAUUCGCCAUAUGCCCGUGUAUUUACGCGGCAAAGACAAAGCGCCGUGGAAAGUUUUGCGCUUUACUUUGUUUUGAUUACACACGCGCAUAUCCAAAUUCCAGGAAUCGCAGCGCAACUGUGUAGUGUCUACGUGUGUCGGAGAGAGAAAAACGAUACUCGGGGGGAGGGUUGAGCCUGAGCCCAUCAGUAGCUCGCUGGCACUCGCUCACUCGCGACCUCUCAUCAGUGUCACACAUUCGCCUGCGCUUUCAAGGUGAAAAGCCGAGCAAAUCAGUGUUUUUGUGUUUGGUUUCGAAUACAUCUCGUCGUGCUUCGUUUUCAAUGAAAAUGUCGAGUAUCAGUACAACUGUUAAGCCCAACGAAGUAAAACGCGAAGAGUUUCGAAAGUACCUGGAGCAUCAUGGUGUUAUGGAUGCUUUAACCACGGUCCUGGUGUCGUUGUACGAGGAGAACGAGCGACCUGAUGAUGCUUUAGAAUAUAUUCGAAAACAUUUUGCUGUCAAUGAUGUUCUCAAGCCCGAUAGUACAUUGGAGGUAGAGUCUCUAAAGAGAGAUUUAGCUGAGGCCAAGUCACAGAUUGCGGAAUUGCAGGAGAAACUUAACAAGAAGGAGUCUGAGAAUGCGGCAUAGUGAGGCAGACAGUUUGUUGAUUAACUUGUGAUUCUGUACUAGUCGUGAUUCGUCCUAAAGAAAUUGACAAGUCUGCCUCCAACAGAAGAAAACACUGUGCCUUACAUAAGAUAUAAAGAUAUAUAAUGUAGCUUAUUAUCAAGUGCUUAGCUCUUUGACUAUCUACAUUUUAGAUAUUUAGACAAAUUAAUGUUCACAUUCGCAUAAUUUUAGUAAUUAAUUACUUAUUGACUAGAGUAAUUCUGGAGAACAAGUCAUCAACCUUAUAAAAAUUCAUCUUAAAUCUAUAGAGUAGAUUAAACUUUUUUUAUUAUACUAUAUUUACUUUUCUAUAGAAGGUGUACUUGUGUUCACUACUUAUUUUAAAUAAGUUUUUUGAAUUAGAGAAAUUCAAGUGUGUCAAGAUGUAAAAAUGGAAGAAUAGCAAUGUUCAUAUACAAGGCAUAACUGUCAAAGACUGUUUAGCAAGUAAUGCUAAGGAAUAAAAACAUCCUUUGUACUUAAAAA
Messenger RNA from Nasonia vitripennis (jewel wasp), 1953 nucleotides. Its product is annotated as c-Myc-binding protein homolog. The transcript has 3 exons. Gene Ontology annotation, cellular component: nucleus. Gene Ontology annotation, molecular function: transcription coactivator activity. Lineage: Eukaryota; Metazoa; Arthropoda; Insecta; Hymenoptera; Pteromalidae. Bases 1138 to 1446 code for a protein of 102 amino acids. The record is from RefSeq and is a predicted model, not a curated record. Gene Ontology annotation, biological process: regulation of DNA-templated transcription.